Messenger RNA from Coregonus clupeaformis (lake whitefish), 586 nucleotides. RefSeq names its product Krueppel-like factor 3. Gene Ontology annotation, molecular function: RNA polymerase II cis-regulatory region sequence-specific DNA binding; DNA-binding transcription factor activity, RNA polymerase II-specific. Bases 82 to 360 code for a protein of 92 amino acids. NCBI's taxonomy places the organism in Eukaryota, Metazoa, Chordata, Actinopteri, Salmoniformes, Salmonidae. Gene Ontology annotation, biological process: regulation of transcription by RNA polymerase II. The transcript has 3 exons. The record is from RefSeq and is a predicted model, not a curated record.
CAGGCCUAUAGCGAUAACAACCCCUCUGUGAUCGUCCAUUCUGGGAGUAAGCACCCAUUGCCAGUCGAGUCUCCCGAUUCGAUGAAGAAGCGACGAAUCCACCGCUGCGAUUUCAACAGCUGCAACAAAGUCUACACCAAGAGCUCUCAUCUAAAGGCACACCGCCGCACACACACAGGAGAGAAGCCCUAUAAGUGCAUGUGGGAGGGUUGCACGUGGAAGUUCGCCCGUUCGGACGAGUUAACGCGUCACUUCCGCAAACACACGGGCGUCAAACCGUUCCAGUGUCCCGACUGUGACCGCAGCUUCUCCCGUUCAGACCACCUGGCUCUGCAUAAGAAACGCCAUCUGCUGGUCUGAAACGCAACACAACGCAACGGCUGCGAAACGUCUGCAGAACACACAACGCAAUGCGUACACAGCCCGUUGGACAGUUGGGCCAUACCACCCCAGACAGGACUAUUGACCAGAGAGACAGGGGCUUAAACAGACUCUCCAUCCUCAUCCAUAUAUCCCUUUAUUCAUUCGUCCAGCCAUCCUCCUCUCCUCUCCUCUCCUCUCCUCUCCUCUCCUCUCCUCUCCUCUC